This is a messenger RNA of Xiphias gladius (swordfish), 1434 nucleotides long. RefSeq lists its product as uncharacterized. The record is from RefSeq and is a predicted model, not a curated record. The transcript has 10 exons. Gene Ontology annotation, molecular function: voltage-gated monoatomic anion channel activity. Gene Ontology annotation, cellular component: mitochondrial outer membrane. Bases 159 to 1007 code for a protein of 282 amino acids. NCBI's taxonomy places the organism in Eukaryota, Metazoa, Chordata, Actinopteri, Istiophoriformes, Xiphiidae. Gene Ontology annotation, biological process: monoatomic anion transmembrane transport.
CGCUGACACCGCGCAUGCUCCAUAUGUCUCCUUCAUUGUGCCCUGUCCCCUUUAUAGACAGUGCUAAGCUAGGCUAGCUGUCAAUCCACGGAGCAGCGUCACGCCAGGGACACUCCAGCCUCAGCGGACUCCCCUCGCGAACACCUUUGCACUGCACAAUGGCUGUCCCUCCUUCAUACUCAGACCUGGGCAAGGCCGCCAAGGAUAUAUUCAGCAAGGGCUAUGGCUUUGGUGUCGUGAAGCUGGACCUCAAGACCAAAUCGCAAAGUGGAGUGAUGGAGUUCAACACGUCCGGCUCCAGUAACACAGACACAGGGAAGGCCUCAGGGGGCCUGGAGACCAAGUACAAGAUGAAGGAGCUGGGUCUGAGCUUCAACCAGAAGUGGAACACAGAUAACACUCUGGCUACUGAAGUCACUGUGGAGGACCAGCUGGCUCAAGGACUGAAGGUUGCCUUGGACACGUCUUUUGUACCAAACACAGGUAAGAAAAGCGGGAAGCUGAAGACGGGCUACAAGCGCGACUACGUGAACCUGGGCUGUGACGUUGACUUCGAGGGUCCCAUCAUCCACGCCGCUGCUGUGCUGGGCUAUGAGGGCUGGCUGGCCGGCUACCAGAUGGCCUUCGACACGGCCAAGUCCAAACUGGCCCAGAACAACUUCGCCCUCGGAUACAGGGCUGGAGACUUCCAGCUGCACACCAACGUUAAUGAUGGGACGGAGUUUGGCGGCUCCAUCUACCAGAAGGUGAACGACGAGCUGGAGACAGCGGUCACUCUGGCCUGGACCGCCGGCAGCAACAACACUCGCUUCGGCAUCGCUGCUAAAUACAAGCUGGAUAAGGACGCCUCUCUGUCCGCCAAAGUGAACAAUGCCAGUCUGAUCGGAGUGGGCUACACCCAGAGCCUUCGGCCAGGUGUGAAGGUCACCCUCUCAGCCCUGAUCGACGGCAAGAACUUCAACGCCGGUGGACACAAGGUUGGCAUGGGCUUCGAGCUGGAGGCGUGAAGCGGAGAACUCAGACCCACCAACAAAGAAAAAUAAGCCCAGGAUCACAUGACCACACACACUCCUGUGCCCUCCCCUCCCCUCGCACACACGUCACUGCCCCAGUCCACCACCACCAUGUAGCUCCUCCUCUCUGGACUCUCCCUCACACCGUUUCCCUUUCCUCCCAUUUCAUGAGCAUUUCUGACAGUAAUAGUCAAGUCUCAGCAUCCUGCUUAAACACCCCUGAGAAGAGUCGUGAGCUCGAUCCUGAAACCGACGGUGCAUCGUCCUGGAUUAUUACUGUUUUUAUGGUUAUAGAAGUGGCAUUAUUUAUUUCCCUGUAGGUCUUGGAUGAAGUAGUCGUUGGUGUAAAUGUGUAGCUCAUUAAAGCUUCUGUAUUCCGUUGUUCCUGCCUUCCUUAGAAGAAAAAAAAAAAAAAAAAAAA